Molecule: messenger RNA, 2127 nt
Organism: Frieseomelitta varia
Lineage: Eukaryota; Metazoa; Arthropoda; Insecta; Hymenoptera; Apidae
Exons: 8
Coding region: 6-2081 (691 amino acids)
Biological process (GO): sarcomere organization; muscle tissue development
Cellular component (GO): Z disc; cytoplasm; nucleus
Molecular function (GO): structural constituent of muscle; actinin binding
Source: RefSeq, a predicted model, not a curated record
GAUAAAUGCCUGGAGUUUGUCCACGUUGCAAUCGCGAGGUUUUCUUCGCCGAAGAGAAAUUAGCACUUGGAAAAGUUUGGCACACGUUUUGCUUCUCUUGUCGUAAUUGUCGAAAAUUACUGAAUAAUUGUAACGUAGUGACACAUCUCGGUGAAUUAUUUUGCAAGAGUUGUUACGUUCGCCUAUCGACUGCAAAUCAUGAAAUCAAAGAGACACAGCAUUCACCAGCGAUUUUGACAGUUUCGACGGAGAGAUCGUUGAAUUGUCACUGUUCCGAUAGAGAAAGCUCGAUCGAUAACGUGUCGUUAAAUAGAGAUCAGUAUUAUCGAUCCGACAAGUGCAGACUUCGUGGCGGAGGUAGCGAAGCCGAGGAGACAAACGUUUGCCUUGGUAAGGAGAAAAGGCCCUUUUUAGAGAACGAGUGCACAGAUCUAAAUGUCGUCAAUUCGAUGACAACAAUUUGCGAUACACCACCGAGUCCUACCGCAGUAACCACUUGGUAUAGUCGGCAACAUUUAAAGUUCCACAGUACGUUGCCUUUGGAAUCGCAGAAGAAUAACACUGUCGCGAAAGAUUACCGAUUUAAGUCGCAGAAACAGGAAACAGAUCAGUUUGAGUCAAAGACUUCGUUCAGUAAUAAUGAAGUCAACAUUACAGAGGCUCAGUUAAGCACAGACAAAACUCAAGUGACAACCGUUAACCGGGAUAAUAAAAUUAACGAAUACGACCCGGUGUACGAAUUUAACGGCAGUAACCACUUCAUUAUUCCAUCAAGACGAAAAUUUGCGUAUCCGCCGGUACCACCGCCUCGCAUCCCGUUGCCAUCCCGACGACGAGUCUCGUUCCACGACGUCGUUUUCGGGGAAAUGCGCAAUGAUCAUCAGGAUUGUGUCACGAAAAUGCAGAAUGUUCAUCGUGGGCCCUGUUGCAAUAACGACGAUAGACAGGAGUGCAAUAACUCUUACAUUUGGCAAGCGGACGAUUCGGUUGAUAAAAACGACGGCGGAUACGAAAAUGUUAACGUAAAUCAUACCGAUAGUGGCAGAAUGCAUUUUGAAAGAAGCGCGUCGGACUGUGACGAAGAAGACACGCCAAGUAAACACAGUGGCAACGAAGGGAAUCGUGAGCAAGAUCGUUGCUGCGUCGAGGACAAUUCGGAAUCGCGCUCGUACAGGAUAACAAACGAGAAAGACGAUGCGUCGUCGAGGGAAGAUACGAUGAUGUACGGCCAUCAAAGUGGCCCGUAUUCGUCGAAUGAGCUUGAUGAAAAUGAACGAAUGCGGGGAGGAUGCGCUGGACAGUGCGGAUCUCGUCUCAGACCUUCGUGUGGAACAGCUAAAGUCGAAACUGCUUGUUUUUGUAAAAGGGAACCGGAACAGUGUCGUAACAUUGCGACGUCUUGUACAACUUGUUCAUCUAAUAUUCAACCAAUCAUCGAGAGACGCUGUUGCUGUUCGUCGUCGAUUGAACGGCCAGUUUGCAAGAAACCGAUCAUCAGGUGUCGUCAGUCGUGCGAGCCUCAAGGAGGUGGAUGUUGCGGAGGCGGAUGUCGCGGUGGUUGCGGAAAACCUGGACAAACGUGUUUACCUGCGAAACCUUGCGUGGUACCAUCUUGCCGACCGUGUUCACCAUGUUCUUCACCACGGUCGUGUCCUCCACAAGUAAUUUGUUAUUGCGGUCGAAAAUGUGGAAAUUGUUGUGGAAGUGGCGGUGGCACGUGUUGCUGCCGGUCGAAAAACCCAGGGUGUCGAGUAAGAACCAGAAGAUGUUGCAGUACCGACAGAGCAAAUCCCAUCGACCAAGGAUGUUGCCGACCGAAAACAGCUUGCGAAUGUUUCGGCGGAGGUCUUGAUUGUCAGCGCUGUGGACGAAAAGUGUAUCAGGCAGAAAUGCAGAUUGUGUCCGGUACGCCAUUUCAUAAUACUUGCUUCAGCUGCUAUUGCUGUAGGAAACCAUUGGAACCGUUAACGUAUCAGGAAAAUUGCGGGGAAAUUUAUUGUAAACAAUGUUACGUUCGAAAUUUCGGACCUCAAGGAUAUGGGUAUGGCGUGGGACCAGGUACAUUACAGACUCCUAUGUAAAGUUAUUGCACAAGAUUAAUAAAUCUUCUAUCAAAUUUAGCUUGUA